Molecule: messenger RNA, 1305 nt
Organism: Bubalus bubalis (water buffalo)
Lineage: Eukaryota; Metazoa; Chordata; Mammalia; Artiodactyla; Bovidae
Product: ubiquitin carboxyl-terminal hydrolase 29
Biological process (GO): G1/S transition of mitotic cell cycle; protein deubiquitination
Cellular component (GO): nucleus; cytosol
Molecular function (GO): cysteine-type deubiquitinase activity; cysteine-type endopeptidase activity
Source: RefSeq, a predicted model, not a curated record
AUGCAGAAGGUAACAAGGAUGAACUGUGGCAUUCAGAAGGUCAAGAAAAACAGAAAUUCAACCUGUGGAUCUACAUGCAAGACCAUCUCUACUGAAAAUGCCAAUCUAGCUCAGACUGUUGUUUCAAUCCAGGCUCUCUCUUGCAAAACAGGUUUGGAGUUUCCAUCAGAACAAAUAUAUAGCCAAUGUGACCUAAGAUGGGAUGACUUUGACACUCACCCAGAAUUCUGGCAAGGGUUCCCCAACGUGGGGAACACCUGUUACAUGAAUGCAAUUUUACAAUCACUGUUUGUGAUUCCCUCAUUUGCUGAUGACUUACUCAUGAAGGGCAUAUCGUAGGAGAAAAUUCCCUUUGUUGCUUUUAUUACGUGCCUGACCCAGCUACUUGCUUUAAAAGAUAUUUGUAAUCUGGAGGGCAAGAAAGAGCUACUUGUCAACAUCAAAAAUGCUAUUUCAGCCAUCGCAGAGACUUUCUCCGGCAAGGUGCAGUACGACACUUAUGAGUUUUUAGGAUACUGUUUAGAGCAGCUGAAAGAAGACAUGGAAAAAUUAACCACCACUUUGAAGAGAGCGGAAACCGGGGAUGGCAAUUCAUCUUCACAGAUGUAUGCGGAUAACGCUGCCUGCCAGACACUCGUUUGUCCUGUUGUGGCUACUUUUGAAUGGCAGCGCUGCAUUAUCUGUAAAGCCUGUGGACAGGUUGUUCUCAGGACAGAGGCAAGUCAUUAUCUUUCUAUCAACCUUCCCUAAGAAACGAAACGACAACCAUCCUCUAUUCAGAAUUCUUCUGAUCUUUUCUUUAGGGCAGAAGACCUUGAGUGUAGCUGUAGCAAAUGCACCCACGAGACAUCUGUUGCAAUGCACAAAUUCAGUAAGCUUCCCAGAGUGCUCAUCAUCCGUCUGAAACGCUAUAGCUUUAAUGAUGCUUGGUUGCUAGUGAAGGAUAACCAACCAGUUGCUAUUCCUAAAGUUUUAAACUCAUCUUCUCAUUGCAGUGAGAGCACCAAGUUACCUUUUCACACCAGUAACACACCUCCCGGGGACUCCAAAAUGCUAGAAGUUCGAGAGAAGGUUUCUGAGAUCCUCACCCCAUUGUCAUCUUCAAAGAAGUUGGUCUCAGAAUCCAGUGAUUCCUUGGCAAAGAAUGCUGAACCACUAAUGUUCCGAAAGAUCGUUGAAGGGUCAAGCCAAGAACAGCAGCAGAGAGACCUGGAAAAUGGUCCUAAACGGAAUAUAACAGCUUCAGAAAUGGCAGAAAAGGAGCUGCCAGCCGCUGACUCAGGCAUGGAUCAAGAACACACAUAA